UGAAAGUUUCAUUAGGCAUAAAGCUAGAUUUCUGCUGGACAGACAAAAAGUAACAACAAAAAUCUUCUAGCAAUUAGAGAUGCUUAGAAAACACUCCACUAUCUAUGACAAACAUGCAUGCCACCAAAUUUACUAUUCAAGCUAAUCAUUUCAAAGAAUAAUCACAAAAACUUUGGCCCUCUACCUAUAAGUAAGCAUUUGUAGUUGUCAAAUGUCACAUAACAUAAGCCACAAAAUAGUUACCCUUUAGUAGAUUUCCAAUGGCAUACUUUGUUCCAUUGUUGAGCACAUUUCUUUUUUUCUCCAUCUACUAUUCGCAAGGGAAUGCACUUAGUUCAAAUUACUAUGCAAAAACAUGCCCUCAAGCUGAAGACACAGUAAUGAAGAUUGUUAAGGAGGAAGCACAGAAAGAUAGAACAGUGCCUGCAACACUUCUAAGGAUGCAUUUCCAUGAUUGUUUCCUACGGGGAUGUGAUGCUUCAAUUUUGUUGAGCUCCAAGGGGAAAAACACCGCAGAAAAGGACGCGCCUCCUAAUGGUUCUAUGCACGGAUUCUAUGUUAUUGAUGGCGCGAAGAGAGCAGUUGAAGCUAUAUGUCCUGGCGUUGUCUCUUGUGCUGAUAUAUUAGCGUUUGCUGCAAGAGAUGCAGUCGUAUUGUCCGGCGGACCUUACUGGAACGUGCCUAAAGGAAGAAAAGACGGACGAAUCUCAAGAGCUAGUGAAACAAUACUGCUUCCAAAGCCUACAUUCAACAUUUCUCAACUCCAACAAAGCUUCCAUCAGAGAGGUCUAUCAUUAGAUGACUUGGUGGCUCUCUUAGGUGCACACACUCUAGGUUUUACCCAUUGCUCAUCGUUUAUGAACCGUAUAUACAACUUCAACGCCACACAUGACAUAGACCCUACGCUACGUCCAUCGUUUGCAGCAAGCUUGAAGGGCAUAUGUCCACUCAAAAACAGGGCUAAAAAUGCAGGAAUAAACAAUGAUCCUUCACCAACAACCUUUGAUAAUACUCAUUACAGGCUAAUUCUCCAAAAGAAAAGUUUGUUAUCCUCGGAUCAUGCAUUGCUCACUACACCAAAAACGAAGAGCUUAGUUUAUAAGUUUGCUACCUCAAAAGCAGCUUUUCAUAAGGCUUUUUCUAAUUCUAUGAUUAAGAUGAGUAGCCUUACAGGAGGUCAAGAAGUUAGAAAAGAUUGCAGGGUAGUAAACUAAUUAAUUACUUCUACUUAUAAUUAUUAGCAAUUUGAUAUAUCUGCAUAAUUUACAAAUUAGAUGAUCCAGGAAAAUGGAUUGUCUAUCAUUUCCUAUAUUAUACUACUCUAUUAUCUUAAUUUCAUUUUAUUGAUAGCAAUGGAAGAAUUGAUCAAUUGUUUCAAAUGUUAUCAUU
Solanum dulcamara is the source of this 1389-nucleotide messenger RNA. RefSeq names its product peroxidase 64-like. Gene Ontology annotation, molecular function: peroxidase activity; heme binding. Gene Ontology annotation, cellular component: plasmodesma; plant-type cell wall. NCBI's taxonomy places the organism in Eukaryota, Viridiplantae, Streptophyta, Magnoliopsida, Solanales, Solanaceae. Bases 261 to 1214 code for a protein of 317 amino acids. Gene Ontology annotation, biological process: hydrogen peroxide catabolic process; response to oxidative stress. The record is from RefSeq and is a predicted model, not a curated record. The transcript has 4 exons.